AUGUACUCCGUGCUCUCGAGAAUAUACUCCGCGGCGCGCAGCCGUCUCCAGGUACUAAUAGACUCGCUCCCGGCCGGCCGCGAUGGCAGCAGGGACUCGCAUCGCCGCCGCCGCCGCCGGGACGACCGGAGCAGGAGCAGCGGCACCAGCACCCCCAUCAGCACGCCCGCGUCCAUGUACUCCGCGCUCAGCCCGGUGGACACCCACGCCGUCGCCACCGCCGCGGCGGCCAAGCUCGCGAUGGACGCCCCAGCCGCCGGGUCGGCCGCCAUGCCCAUCUCCCUGUCGCCGCUCCUCCCGCCGCCGCAGAUGGUGGUGGUGGCGCUCGACGCCACCCGCGACCACCGCGAGGUGGAGGUCAGGAUGUCGCUCAGGGCGCUCGUGGCCCGGGGCGACAUACUUCGCGGCGGGGACUCCCUCCUCGUGCUCGGCGUUCUCCACUCCGUCACCAAUCCGAGUGAGGGCCGAGCUCCCCCUUUAGUGGGAUACCAAACCAAAGCAUCUAGUGAUUCUUUUGCCGGGACGAGCUUGCGGUACCUAGGUGAUCAGGUUGCGAAGAAAGCUGAAUACUACAAAGACAAGCUCCUCCAGGAUGUGGAGGAGCUUCGCCAAGUGGGGAUUAGUGUGACCCUCAAAGUAUGCCCUGGAUCACCAGCGAAGGUUGUCAUUAUCCAUGAAAUCAAUUCAAGUAAAGCUGCUUGGGUUGUACUAGAUAGGCACUUCAGACGAGAUUUCAAGCACUUCGAAAAGCACAUAGCCUGUAAAGUUGCAGCAUUUCAAGAUAACCUGUCAGUGCAGACCUUGAAGUCAAUUAGAACAAAUCUAUCAAGCAAAAGUAUGGGGGAGAUGAAGGACCUACAAAACUUAGUAGUGUCACUUGAUCUAAGUUCCAAAACACUAGAUACUGACAAGGUCCGUGUGUCGGUCAGGUCAUCGCCUGUAAGUUACUUUGCCUCUCUAACCAAUCAUGAGAUGUACUACACCCCCAGUGUGGUUGGUAGCAGCAUCCAAGACUUCACACCGUCAAUGAGCGUCGCGUCCAUCCCGGUGAUCGAUGAGACUGAAUUCAAUGCAAAAUCUAUUGAAGAUAACAUGAUCGGCCACUACGAUUCAUCAGAAAGACCAGUUCUAUGUGCUGGUUGUGGGCUAAGAUCAGUUCUUUACAUCAAGGAAUCCAUGAAAUAUCCUUUCUCAGAGAUCCAAUCUGCAACAUCUGACUUCUCAAGUGAGAAUUUGGUGGGCGAGGGCGGAUUUGGGCAUGUGUACAAAGGGAAGCUCAAGGAUGGCCAGGUCAUUGCAGCUAAGUUGCGUAAAGAAGCUAGUUCGCAGGGCUAUACCGAGUUCUUCUCUGAAGUGCAAGUGCUCAGCUUUGCCCGGCAUCGGAACAUUGUCAUGUUGCUUGGGUAUUGUUGCAAAGAAAGCUACAACAUCUUGGUGUACGAGUAUAUAUGCAACAACUCUCUUGAGUGGCAUUUAUUUGACAAGGCAGCUGGCUUACUGGAGUGGCACAAGAGGCAUGCUAUUGCCCUUGGUAUAGCAAAGGGGCUGCGCUUCCUGCAUGAAGAGUGUCGUGCCGGUCCAAUAAUUCACCGGGAUUUGCGCCCAAGCAAUGUACUGCUGACACAUGACUUUGUUCCUAUGCUUGGGGAUUUCGGUCUUGCUAAAUGGAAGGCUGUCAAUGCAUCUAUUCAUACAAGGGUUCUGGGGCAAUCAGGGUACUUGGCGCCUGAGUAUGCUGAAUAUGGCAUAGUUUCUGUCAGAACAGAUGUGUAUGCCUUUGGGAUCGUUCUUUUCCAGCUGAUAUCGGGUCGCAAGGUGCUCGAGGAACAUGAAGGACAGUGCACACACAUACUGCAAUGGGCAGAGCCUUUGGUCGAGAGUCUUGCACUGCACGAUCUAAUCGACGAGCGCAUUGCAGAUACAUACGACACGUAUGGGCUGUAUCAUCUAGCCAGAGCAGCGUAUCUCUGUGUCAGGACAAACCCGGAACAGCGGCCUUCAAUGGGGGAGGUUGUCCGUCUUAUCGAGACAGAGAAUGAGCAUAUCAGGGAUUUGUCCCGACAAUUCAUCCCACAUUUCACCAAGUAA
This is a messenger RNA of Triticum turgidum subsp. durum (durum wheat), 2088 nucleotides long. The record is from the annotation of a GenBank genome assembly. Lineage: Eukaryota; Viridiplantae; Streptophyta; Magnoliopsida; Poales; Poaceae.